CGACCGCCGUAAAGCCAAAGAAGAAGAAAAAGAAGAAGAAGAAGAAGAAGAAGAAGAUUGUGUUGUUCGCUCCCGUUUUUGAAAUAUUUGUCGUUAAUGCUGAGUACUUCUUACGGAGCAUGCUGAACCGCUGCGUUGUGCUGGCCUGCCCCAGCGGCAAAACAGACUCCCAGCCCGUGUUCCGGUUCCCUCAUGACCCAGAAAGGUCCAGGAGGUGGGCUGAAAAAUGCCAAAGUGACAAACUCAUUGACAAAUCACCUGAGCAGUUGUACAGAUACUACAGGAUCUGCAAAAAACAUUUUGAGACCUCUGCGUUUGAUGGUGAUGCCGAUGAUGCGGUCUUGAAGCCAGACGCUGUACCGACUGUUUUUGAUACAUCAACUCCAUCUCAAAGCAGCCAGCUGAAGCGCAGCAAAGACACGACUAAAGAGAAUGAAGAGGAGAAAAGAGGGAAGAAAAAGGUGAAAACAUUUCAUGCAAAGGCGGUUAUGGAAGAGGAAGAGCAGACGGUUGUGGAAAAAGAUCCGAUCAUAACGCAUCUGGAGCUUCUGCUUGAAAUCCUGUUACUCUGCGGACAGCAGGGCAUUUCACCGACCGCCUCUACUGGUAAAACUGACGAUGACUUGAAGUCAAACAACUUCAAUUCAUUUCUAAAACACCGCCUGAACUAUGGAGAGCAGGAGCAGCAUGACGAGUCAAAAACCUUCUGCAGCUCUAAAGAGCUGAAUCAGCUGAUUGAUGUGUGUGAGAAGUACCUGCGCGGUCAGGUGAUCGAGGAGGUGAAGCAGAACGGGCUUUUCUCCUUGAUUACUGACGAUCCGGUGAAGAUCUCUGGAGAGUGGUGCCUUCCUGUUUUUGUCCGUUACGUCCACCAAUCUGCUGGCCAGCGGGAGACGUUUGUGGGAUUCUUGAACUUUAAAGGAGACAAAGACACGAUGGUGGACAAGAUGCUGUCAGAAAUCACUGACCAAUGGGGUUUAAAUCUGGAACGGUGUAUCGGUCAGGCUCACUCUUGCUCAGGGACACACUUCCAUCAAAUUAAAAUGUUCUCUGAAAAACUGAAGGAGAGACAUCCCAGAGCAGUUGUAGCCUUCAGAUCCACGUGUGGCUUGAACAUGUCGCUGGCUAAAAGCAUGUCCCUGCCGGGUGUCGGCCUUGUCCUGUCCACCUUGGAGAAGAUCGAGUCUUUCUUCUGUCAGUCGCCGUUACUGCAGGUGGAGUUUGAACAAGUUCUUUCCAUGUUCUACCCAAACAAAGAUAAAGCCAACGAGCUGAAGGAGAUCUGCAGAGGUAGCUGGAUGAGAGGAGACGAUGCAUUUGAGGUGGUGUUGGAAAUAAUCGAGCCGCUGCUGCUUUGUGUGGACAGUGUGCACGACAACGAGGACAUGAGGUGGAACGACCAGGCCACGCACAAUGCCCUGGAGAUCUCCAAAGCAGUAACUGACUUUGAGUUCAUCAUGACGCUGAUAGUGCUGAAGAAUGUCUUGACAGUGACUCGGGCUUUUGGGAAAAGCCUUCAAGGGAGUUCAAUGGAUGCUUACUUGGCUGCAGACAAUUUGAAAGGCGUGGUUCAGACCUUAAAGGAAAUGUUGGACAACAUAGAUGUCUAUAAUGACUGUUGGACAAACGAGGCCCUCACACUGGCCUCCACGAUGGAGAUCCCGGUCAGGGUUCCCCGGACUUUCCUGAGGAAGCACCUGCCCGACUCCAGAGUCAUUCAAAUGCACAAAUACUUCAAGGAACAGCUGUCCGUUCCUAUUGUUAACCACAUCAUCAGUGAAAUGACCCGACUCUUCUGUGAGGACCACAUCAAGAUUCUGAGAUGUUUGUCUCUGAUCCCCACGGUCAUAGAGCAGUGCAAGUCCUCACAACCCGAAGAGGAGAACUUCCAGAUGUUUAGCAACGACAUCCCCAACGCGGGCACGCUGUCUGCCGAGCUGCACUGCUGGUGGGUCAAAUGGAGCAAGAAGAACAAAGAGCCGUCUCCUUCCAGCUUACAUGAAACUCUUCAGCUGCCAGAUGUCAAGUUCUUCCCCAACAUGCUGGCGGUUCUGAGGUUUGUCAGCAUUCUGCCCACCCUGCCCCUGGAGGACCGCUAUGAUGUUGCUUUCAAACGCUUCAGGAUCUACAUGGAGAACACGCCUGACAAACUAAAAUCCAAGAGUCUGGCGUUUUUGAACAUUAGCUUUGAUGCUGGCUUUGAUCUGGAUUCAGUGGUUGACUUGUACAUGAAAACCUACAGUGACAAACAGGACUAGUCAUGGUCUCUCAAAUGAUGAAUAGAGUUUCUACCCCUCGAGUCUAAAUAGUGUUUUUACAGUUUUCUUCAUUUAUGAGGUGUAAAUAAACCUUACUGUGAUGUGUAAGUGAAAAAGGUUUCUACAUCAUUUUUGUCGUGAUUCUGAUGUUCUAAAAUGUAAAACUUUGAUCUGUUCAAUUAAAAAGAAUGAAAUGUCUUAA
Oryzias melastigma (Indian medaka) is the source of this 2460-nucleotide messenger RNA. RefSeq names its product 52 kDa repressor of the inhibitor of the protein kinase. The transcript is spliced from 5 exons. Bases 120 to 2258 code for a protein of 712 amino acids. The record is from RefSeq and is a predicted model, not a curated record. NCBI's taxonomy places the organism in Eukaryota, Metazoa, Chordata, Actinopteri, Beloniformes, Adrianichthyidae.